Messenger RNA from Cryptotermes secundus, 972 nucleotides. Its product is annotated as probable cytochrome P450 313a1. The record is from RefSeq and is a predicted model, not a curated record. The coding region runs from base 470 to 856 and encodes 128 amino acids. Lineage: Eukaryota; Metazoa; Arthropoda; Insecta; Blattodea; Kalotermitidae. The transcript is spliced from 3 exons.
GUAUUAACAUUUUUGUAUUUUUGGGAAAAUAUUUGUUAGGAUAGAUUUGGUUUUGGGAAAUAUUUGUAAGAGGUACGAAAGCGGAUGUACGAAAGGUUAACAACUUAAAGGAAUUUCUGCGUAUGGAUUUAGACGGACAUUGGCUUGCCGCGAGGGAAUGCCGAGUCAGCAGAAUGACGUUGAAUGUAUAUCGAACUGCUAACUACAGAAUUUACACUUGCGUGACGGGGGGACGUUUGGAGGUAAAAAUGUCAACCAAACGGUUUAGCAGUAGAAGGGGGUGUGUCCCCUUAGGAUCCCAGCCAACGAGAUCACCCACCUUGGGAUAAGACGUCACUGGAGGCGGACUUACACCCUCCGGGAAAAUAAUGAGUAAGCAUACAUAGGGGUAUAUAACCCAGAGACCAAAUUAGGAAGGGGAUUAUUCUAACAGUAAUUUUGGCCAUUUGCGGCCGUAGGCUCUGUCCAAAUGGACACCGACUCGGCUCCCGGCAACGCCAUCCGUCUGCAGACUCAACGCAAAACCUGCAGACGUGCAUUCAAUAGUCAACACAAGAUGUUGAUCAUCACGCUGAACCUCUUUGUCGCCAUCUUUAUCUUAAUUUGGGCCUACUUCACCAUUAAGACGCGCCAUAUGGCGAGACUGGCGAAGAAAAUACCGGGCCCCAAACAGUCUCCCCUCUGGAAGAAGCUACUUACAAGUCGCCAAAACUCCAAGUCUACGGGUAUGUUCCAAAACAUGGUCCAGAUUUCCAGAAAGUACGAGUCAACUUUUUGCUUUUGGAAAGGAUAUGAACUCUUCGUCUUCGUCCAAGACGUCAAGCAUAUCGCGGUAAGCUGCCAGUUACAUUCCUAGAUUUAUGUGAAGAUACUGCACAGCUGAAGUACAAACGCAAACUGGGGUUCUCCAGACAGCCAAAUCGUGUAGAGAGGCUGUUUGUUGUUACGGAAACCAUCAUCUCUAGGGCUAUC